AGUCUUCUACGCCUAGCGUUGCGCGCGCAUGUUCGAAACGUAAGAUAUCCGGAAAUAAAGCUUACUUUUUUUCAAAUUUCGUAUUAUUAAAUAAUAACUUUUUAAAAAUAACUCAUUUGUCUAUGUCAAAAUAAAUAUUUUUUUUAAGUGCGUUUGGUUGACACGUGCGUAAUAAAAUCUUGUGUGGUGCAUGUUGAAAUGUGAAAGUUUUACCGUGUAAGAUACAGUGUUGGUUUUUUUACAACUUUUAUCCUACUUAUUUUGUUCUCAACAGCUGUUUUGGCUUUCAUUGGACGUGUAAAAUAGUAAAGAAAAUGUGAUCAUCCAACGGGACAAAUUAUUAUAAAACCCAUAUCAAUUUAAAAGUGCUGUUUUAAAAAUAUGUGAAGUGAACGCACGAAUGGACAACAGUGUAUUGUCAAUUUUGACACUACAAGAUGGCCGCUGGUGGGACAAAAUGGCGGUCGAGGUACCGCCUUGGCGCGGUGCUUUUCGCGAUGUUAUUUCAAGUUGUUAACGGUUAUGAAGAACUAUACACGAUAUCCCAGUUAUCACCAAAGUCGGCUUCAGACCCUCGUCUCCCUGGCCUAGUACUCCAAACAAGUCAAACAGAAAAUUUAUCAUUCAGCAUAGAACCAAGUGCAAGGUACGAUGCCGUUGAAGAAGAACCCGAAGAUAUAAUACGCAAUGAAGAACAAGAGAACCACAUAAUUGUAGCCAGAUCCGCUGACCCUGACCGGGAGACCAGGUCUGUUAACAUUGAUGAAAUACCAUCAUCAAACAAUGAGAUUGAUAACGAUCUAGAAUUACACCAUAAGAGAAAAUACUACGAGAUACAUCCGACGAAAACCAUAGACUUUAUUAGGAGCAGGGAUGAUGAUAUUAUCAUGUCAUCUGAUGGUUUCGGUGAUAGAUUAGAGUUUAGGUUUCCGGGGGAAGCCAAAAGGGUCCCGGUGGCGCGAGCGCUGAACGCACCGGGACCCAGGAUCAGGCCUACUGCAGUUCAGCCGAUAUUUGCGACGGCAACCUAUAAAGAACAAGGCAGACAGAAUACAGAAAUCCAGAAUAUCAUCACGGGCAUAGUAAAACUGCUUAACGGGAAUGUAAAUGUUCAAGCCAACUCUCAACUUCUCAACGGUAGACCUAGCAGGCCAAUGGCUUCUAGAAUCAACAAUCGUGGUCCACCUCGCAUAUCUGAUGUACCACCUAUUCCUGACUUCGACAAGCCAGUUACUCCAGUAGCGCACGCGUACCAUCCAACGAAGACGCCACCACCGUAUCCAUUCGAUAGACCUCCUCAUCAUGGUGUCAAUUUACCUGAGCAAAUUGUUCCACCGAUGAAUCACAGGCCAGGGUUGUACAGGCCUAUGCCACCUUGGCAGAGGCCACGGCCUCGACCUCCAACAAGAAGGCCCAACCCUGGUCUGCCUAUGUAUAAACCUUCUUUACCACCCCUACCUCUAGAUCUUCCUGAAGCAGAAGAUACGAAGCCAGAGGCAGAAGUAAUAGCAAAUGAAAACGAAAAUAAUUCAGAGAAUAACAUUCAUCACGACGAAACUAAUACUAGUCAAGAAGAUGAUAAGGUAACUCCUUCUAACAAUGAAGAAGAAUUAGAGAAGGAAGAGGAAGAGAAAUUAACAACUGUUUCUGAUAAAACAACAUCUACAUCAACAACAACUACAACCACAUCCACCACUACAGAGUUAACAACUAGUUCUACCACAACAGAGAAAACUACGACAGAGAAACUCACAACAAAAAGACCUAUUGUGAAAUCAACGGAAAAACCGAAAGAAAAAAUAACAGAAAAACCAAUAGAGAAAACAACGGAAAGAGCAUCAGAAAAGUCAACGACUAGUACGACAACCACAACUACAACAGAGAGGUCGAAAACUGAAAAGCCCAUCAAAAUAGAGAAGGAGAAGAAAAAGGAUCCUCCAAUAGACAAAGGUAAACUUGAAAAAGAGAAAUAUAAAAUUAACGAAGAAAAAGCGCAGAAUAAAACCAAAAAUGAGACAACUACAGAGGGUUACAUACAGCCUUCUAUAUCUGAGAGUAAAACGACCACGGCGUCGUCUAAUACUGCUCCAACACCCACAGAAGGUCUUAUUGUCCACGCGCCAAUCGUCAAUGAAUCAUCAACUGCCAGUAAUGAUAUAAGACCUUCAUCAAUCAAUUCUCAACCAUUGCCAUCAUCACAAGGCAUCCCUUACCAUCCGUACAGACCUCGUCCCGGUAUUGUCCUGGACGAUCCAGACUUCAAACCUCAUGGGAGUAGGUACAGCAGACCGGAAGCAUCAGUCAUCACCGCUCAGGAGACUAGGCUGCCGCCUGGCUAUGGGGAAAUAUUCGAUGUGACUGUCUCUGCUAUUCAAGGUCCUGGAGAAAAGGGAGCAUCAGUUCACAUCGAGAACGUCAACUUAUCUGGACACGGGGAGCACGAUGACAUCAUCGUGUCAGCGUCUGGGGAGCAGGGCUUCGUGUCCAUCGAUGGUAAGAGGACUUACCUGAACCUCUUCGACACCUCCACCGUUCCAGUCAGCAUCAGACCGACGCACGUGCAGAAUCUGCCGCAAUCUGUGCCUCCGCUAGCUGCACCACCGCUGGGGCCGGCCAUCGGUACAGGGGUGGCGAUACCAACAGAUGACGUCCCCCAGCCGCCGCCACCGCCACGUAGGCAGCACCAGCCUCAGCACCAAGUACACAGGCCGCAGCAGACUUACAGGAGACCGCAGCCGACUGUCAGAAUCGACACAUGCAUCGUGGGCGAUGAUUCCACAUGCGAUCAAACACAAAACGAGAUGUGCAGGACUGAACUUGGUAUAUCGAGCUGCCAAUGCCGGCCGGGGUAUGCACGUCGUGUCCACCGGGAUCCAUGUCGGCGUGUCGUCGCCUUGCUCCUCAACCUGAGGGUCGACAGGCUCUACGACAGGAAGGUGUCAUGGGACGCGAAGCUGGCGGACAAAGAGUCCGAUUCCUACCAACAAUUGAGCUACGAAGCGAUAAGAGCGAUCGACUCCGCCUUCUCAAUGACCCCGUUCUCUGAUGACUUCGUCAGCGGCACGGUGAACUCGGUGCACCGCGGUGAUGAACACAAUCAGGGCGUAUUUGUGAAUUACACCAUCUUGAUACAAGAAACACCGGAGAGUCAACGAGCACCGAUCGCGACGGACAUACAAAAACACAUCCUGGGCGUGAUCAGACGAAGGUCCAACAAUGUAGGCACCUCAGCGCUGUGGGUGGACACGCCCGCCGGCAGCGUGCUGCCGCUCAAAGAUCUGGACGAGUGUGCCUCCCCGGACCUCAAUGACUGUCAUCAGCUAGCGACUUGUACCAACACGUGGGGUGGAUUCACCUGCGCGUGCCCGGACACGACGCUGGACGUGGCCGGGCCGCGCGCGGGCCGCCAGUGCCUCGCCUGCACGGCCUCGCACUGCAGCGAGCGCGGCGUGUGCCGCUACCAGCACGGCCAGCCCUACUGCAGCUGCUCAUCAGGAUACUAUGGUAGCACAUGCGAGGUGGACGGCGAGGUAGUUGGCGUUGCUGUGGGUGCUUCGCUGGCCGCUGCCCUAGUUAUUGCAUUAACGCUGGCUGCAUUACUCUCUUGGAGCCGAAAAUGGUCCCGAGAGCAAAAAGCUGCCGGCAUGGGUUCGCCCGUAUUCAGCUACAUGGCAGCCAACACUAUAAAGACCCCACCUGUGGGACAGCCGCCUUAUCAGGUAUCGAUCGAGGAGAGGAUGCGGUGGGCUCAAAUAGCUGAAGCGAUGGCGCAAAGCAACCAUUAUGCUCACUUGCAACAACCCGAAGCCACGAUGGCGACUCGUCCAUCGUCAGCGAUGUUUGGAGGGUACCCCACACUGCCCCCGGUGCCAUUACCAAGGAUGGGCAUGCAUGGUGGACACCAUAACGGGACACUGAACACGGUCGCAUCACGCGCUAACACCGCAGCUUCCCACCAUAACUUAUAUGGCUACACGAAUCACAUGGCGACAGAGUCCACCAGCUCGGAAGCCUCCAGCCACGUCCAGGAGCGGGCAGAUUUGCUCGUACCCAGACCGAAAUCUAGGGCAAGAAGCAUGCAUAAUCAAACGGGCAUCUACUACGACGUAGAUUACGAGAACGCACCAGAAGCUAUCUACGGCACCAAAGGCAUACCUCUAUCUACGUACACAGUGAGUCGGGGCCCGCCAUUUUACCGCGCGUAGUAUUUGUAAGUAUCGGUGGCCAAUUACGCGGAAAAAUUUGUAACUUGUUUCUUUUUUAUUCUUGGCAUAGUUUAGAAAAAAAAUUGGCAUAUCUAAUUGUAGACAUAAAAAAUAUUAAAUAAAUAAUGGAUUAUUAUUAUUAAGCAAAAAAAAAAAACAAUUACUAAAACAAAAAAGACAUGAUAUUAAUUGACAAUACUUACUUUUUUUUGUUCUAUUUUUAAACAUAGAUUAAGAACGUUUCUAAAUUACUAAAUUCACAGACUAAGGACAAUACCUGAGGUCCAUUUUCUACGACUAAAUGCAAUAAAAGGCUUGUUAACUAAAUAUGCCAAGUAUAAAAAUAUUUGAAAACAUAAAGUAUGUUUAACUUUUAUUUGCGGGUAUCUAGUAUCGCCUUCUAUGUAUAAGUAAGUUUUAUAAACUCGUGUUUUAUAAACUCUUGUUUCGCAAUCGAAACCGCAGGAAACAGCUAGUUAAGCCUUCGUACAAUAAGACUGCUAUCAACGAUUUGUUUUACUAUAAUGUGAUUGUAGAUUUCUAUUUAUAUAAAAUUAGUAUAUAAGUAGUUAGUCGUAUUUAGUCAUAUUUAAAUUAGAUUUAGAAAAAAAAAAGAAAUAAUAUUUUAUAUAUAUAAAAACAUAGGGUGAAAUCGAAAUAACCUUUGAAGGGAGUGUUCUAAACAUUAAAAAAAAUGGUUGAAAAACGACUGUAAAGUUUUUGUCGUUUUUCAAUCGUUUUCGUUUUUCAUUUUCAUCCUUUAAUAUGUUUUUUCAUAGAAUUAUAAUAUAAUAUUUAAAAAGAAAACCUGUACAUUAUUUUAAAAUUUUAUUUUAUAAGUACCUACUUAGUUAAGUAGAAAAUAAAAAAAUCAAUAAAACCUUUUUUAAUUAUUUUUAAUAUUUAAGUGAAAUCAUUUAGUAAUUAAUAAAAUUAAAAAGAAAAUCUCUUUUUUUUUAUUUUACCAAAACUGUUUAAAAAUAAAUUUAGGUUUUAGUUACAAAUAUUAAUAAAUAAACAAAUAAUUUAUUUACUUGAUAGAGAAUUAAAAUGGUAAAAAUUAGACAUUCAAUUUUGCUUAUGAAUACAGUGUACAACGCUACAAGUUAACAGCGGUAUUUUACGGAACUAAUGGUAUUAAAGGAAUAAUAUACCUUUUUUUUAAUCUAUGGUUAUUUCGCGCCAAUUUUCACUUGUUACACUCGAACAUUAAUGUCAAUUAGUUUAGUUACAUGAAAUAGAAAAUGACGUUUUAAAGUUUUUUUUUUACGCACUUUUAAUUGUAUGUAAAUAUUUUAUUUUUAUAUAUUAAGAGAUUUAUUUGUAAGCAAGCACCUAAGUAUAUUUUUAUUUUCCGGCCAUCGAUACGUAAUUUUUGUUUGUUUUUUUUUUAAUAGACUGAUAUUAUUUUUUUAAAUAAUCCAGUGAAUACAGCUUAGUUGUAUUGUUGAAAUAAUUUUAAAAAGUUUUUCGAACACAUGCUUUAUUAUUUUUUUUUUUGUUUGUAAUAUAAUUAUAAUUAUUAAUAAUACGUAACAUAUUAUAAAUUUAAAACAAUCCUAUGUGGAAAUUUUGAGUAUAUUGUAGGAAGUUAACAAUUUUCGCGGUAUUUUUUGCUCUAUUUUUUUUUAUUAUUAUUGAUUUCAUAUGAGAAACGCAAAGGGUCUCUGUCCAUACAGCCGAUUGUAGUUCACAUGACAUAAUAAUAACCAUAAUUAAAAAGUUUUGUUUUUAAAUACAUAUUAGAUACCUAUAAUCCCUCAUUAUUUAUUAUAUUCAGAGGAGUGGGUAAAAAGCUGUGUAUUUGUAUUAACUUAGUCAUAAUUUUUAAGAAGAAAAAAAAACGCAUUUAUUAUGUGUAUUUUUGUUAAUAUGACAACAAUUAUUAUCAUUUAUGGUAGUUACAGUUUAACAAAGUAUAUCUUAUUGUAUUUAUUUAAAUUUUUUAAUAAACAUUUUAAAAAUA
Galleria mellonella (greater wax moth) is the source of this 6171-nucleotide messenger RNA. RefSeq lists its product as uncharacterized. Bases 438 to 4205 code for a protein of 1255 amino acids. Gene Ontology annotation, molecular function: calcium ion binding. The transcript is spliced from 20 exons. The record is from RefSeq and is a predicted model, not a curated record. Lineage: Eukaryota; Metazoa; Arthropoda; Insecta; Lepidoptera; Pyralidae.